AUGGCAUCUACCGAAACCACGACAGUUGCGCCAUCCGCGGCCUCUCCCCGACUCUUCCAAUUCGACCGAACCGCAUUUUCUGGCCACCACUAUGACAUCAAAUCCGUGACCGAAACCCGUUCAUUCUAUGCCGGCAUCUCCUCUUUCACCCGUAAGAAGCCUGACCUCACUCUACAUGAAGGAACAAGCGACAAGGGCGCCAUCAAGGCUGUGUGCCAUAUGGAGCACUUGCGGGGCAACUCCAAAAUCGGUCUGGGGGACCCAGCUAAGCCAGAUUCAGUGCAAUGGGAAGACAUGACGAAAGAAUCAGUCUUCAAGGCUUCCAAAUACCGCUGGGAAACGGCGCUCACCAACUCAAGCACACCCAGACGAGGGAGGGAGGUUCUGUUAUGGAAGAGAACCCAAUCAGUGGGGGUAGGGGGCUCGUCGCCGUCGGGGCUGAGCGUGCGGAACUGGAAGCUCGUUCACGAAGGUACUGGAGAGAUCUUAGCGGUCUUUACAAGCGAUGGGCCAUUAACGAAGUGCGAGGGCUUGGAGGUGAGAGCAAACUUUGGAGACGCGUUCGACCAGAUGGUAAUGAUCACUUGCCUAACUCUGUAUGAGGCGGCCAAACGUCGCGGAGGCGGAUGUUGA
Messenger RNA from Ilyonectria robusta, 633 nucleotides. RefSeq lists its product as uncharacterized. NCBI's taxonomy places the organism in Eukaryota, Fungi, Ascomycota, Sordariomycetes, Hypocreales, Nectriaceae. The coding region runs from base 1 to 633 and encodes 210 amino acids. The transcript has a single exon. The record is from RefSeq and is a predicted model, not a curated record.